UUUUUUGUUAUCCUCCCUUUUUCGGGGGGGAUUUUGUUGCGCUUUUUUGCGCUCUGGCAGGAGGCGUUUUGCUGAUGUCUUUCUCGCGCCGACGUGUUUGGCCAAAAGCAAAUAUUCUCCGGUUUUCCGAACUGCGCAUCAUGCCAACACGCGUGUGCGUUUUAGCGGAGAAUGGAAGCGCAUGACGGAAUAUUCUCACACUUUUUCCCGACACCCAGCUCAACUAAAGCAGAGUCGGCGAUACCGAUCGGGAUAAUUGGAUUUUGUCACGUCCACCUACUCAUCACAAAAAUAAGUCGCGUUUAGGCUGGAAUGCGAGAAAGGCGCCUUUACGCACGGCGUACCUUUUUUGCACACGUUUUCAAUCAGAAACUGAGCAACUUCAGCGGGUUUUCUGUAGGAUGUCGCGCCGCAAGCAAGCUAAGCCAAGAUCCCUGAAAGUAGAAGACAAUGUGACAGAGGAGCAGCACCGUCCCGGGCAGACUGCCAUUCCAAGCGAUCCAGAGUGCGCCCUUAAGAGGGCAGAGGAGGAUGGUGAGACCGGGCGUCUGAGGAAGAGGCUGCUCUCUCCAGAGGAAGGAGAGGAGGGAGAGGAGGAGGACGAGGAGCCCGCGCUGCACAGCUGCGACAGCUGCCGGCAGGUGUUCGAGUCGCUGAGCGAUCUCACCGAACACAAGAUUAAUCAAUGCCAGCUGACAGAUGGUGUUGAUAUUGAAGAUGACCCUUCAUGCUCUUGGCCGGCAUCGUCUCCCUCCAGUAAAGAUCAGACUUCCCCAGGGCACUGCGAGGACUAUGACUUUGGUGAAGAGGAAGGCGGACCUGGCUUGCCAUACCCGUGCCAGUUCUGUGACAAGUCCUUCAGUCGCUUAAGCUUCCUGAAGCGUCACGAACAGAGUCACGGCGAUAAGCUCCCUUUCAGCUGUACCUUUUGCAGCCGCCUGUUUAAGCACAAGCGCAGUCGAGAUCGACACGUGAAGCUACACACCGGUGACAAGAAGUAUCACUGCGGAGAGUGCGACUCUGCCUUCUCCCGCAGCGAUCACCUCAAGAUCCACAUGAAAACCCACGCCUCCAACAAACCCCACAAGUGCCCCGUGUGCCGCCGAGGCUUCCUCUCGUCCAGCUCGCUCCACGGCCACAUGCAAGUACACGAAAGGGGCAAAGACGGCAGCGGCUCCACACUUUCCAGAGGUGAGGAGUGGAAGUUGAAAGAAACUCGCAAAUGCAGUCGUUGUGAAGAGGGCUUUGACGUCCCCGAAGAGCUACAGCGGCACAUCGCUGAGUGCCACCCUGAGUGCUCCCCAUCCGAGGAUGGUGGGCUGGGUGCCACACUACAGUGCAUCUACUGCCAUGAGCCCUUCAGUGAUGAAGGCACCCUGCUAACUCACAUUGACCAGGCCCACAGCCGUGACAGGAAGGGCCACGCCUGUGCUAUCUGCUCUGAGCACUUUCUGUCCAUUGAGGACCUGUAUGCUCACAUGGACAUCCACCAGCUCCCUGAAUCAAGUAAUCAUAGCAACAGCCCAUCACUGCUGACUGUGGGCUACACCUCCGUUUCUAGCACCACCCCUGACUCUAACCUCUCGGUCGACAGCUCCACAAUGGUGGAAACAGCGCCGCCGGUGCCCAAGACGAGGGGUAGGAGGAAGAGGGCUAACCAGAACACAUCAGACAUGGGAGGUCGGGCUUCCAAGCAGCCUAAGAUCUCCUACAGCUGCAUCUAUUGCAACAAGCAGGUGUUCUCCAGUUUGGCAGUGCUUCAGAUUCACUUACGAACCAUGCACCUUGACAAGCCAGAGCAGGCGCAUACCUGCCAGUUUUGUUUGGAGGUUCUGCCAUCUUUAUUAAAUCUAAAUGAACACCUUAAACAGGUCCACAAUGCAGAGGACCACGCUGCCCUGCUCGCCAGUUUGCCUGACGCCCUCCUUCAGUGUAACUUCUGCCCUGAAGUGCUGAGCGACUUGAACGCUCUUCAGGAACACAUUCGCUGUUCCCAUGGAUUUCCCAGUCCAGUGGCUAAGGAAAGUAAUGCUUUCUUCUGCCCCCAGUGCUUCAUGGGGUUUUUGACAGAGGCUACCUUGGAAGAACACGUUCGUCAGACUCACUGUGAUGGUGGAAGCCUACGCUUUGACUCCCCCUUGGCUGUUACUCCAAAGGAGCCUAUUGUAGAGGUAUACUCUUGUUCAUACUGCACCAAUUCCCCAAUAUUCAACAGUGUUCUGAAGCUCAACAAGCACAUUAAGGAGAAUCACAAGAACAUUCCCCUGGCGCUCAACUACAUCAACAAUGGGAAGAAAUCUUUUCGGACUCUCAGCCCCUCUUCCCCAAUAUCAGUGGAACAAGCCACCAUGCUGAAACAAGGCAGCUCUGCCUCGCGCACCGCUAGUGAGUUCAUAUGUAACCAGUGUGGAGCAAAGUAUACCAGUUUAGACCUAUUCCAGACUCACCUAAAAACUCACCUGGAUGUCCUCCAGCCUCAGCUUACCUGCCCACAAUGCAACAAAGAGUUCCCCAACCAAGAGUCCCUACUGAAACAUGUAACAAUCCACUUCACCAUCACCUCCACCUAUUACAUAUGCGAGAGCUGCGAUAAGCAGUUCACGUCAGUAGAUGACCUACAGAAGCACCUACUUGACAUGCACACCUUUGUGUUUUUUCGUUGCACUCUGUGCCAAGAAGUCUUUGACUCAAAAGUGUCCACUCAGCUCCACUUGGCUGUAAAGCACAGCAAUGAGAAGAAGGUGUACCGCUGCACCUCUUGCAACUGGGACUUCAGGCACGAGACAGACUUGCAGUUGCAUGUCAAGCACAGUCAUCUGGAAAACCAGGGCCGCACUCACCGCUGCAUUUUCUGUGGGGAGUCCUUUGGUACAGAGGUGGAGUUGCAGUGCCAUAUCACCACCCACAGUAAGAAAUAUAACUGCCGCUUUUGCAGUAAGGCCUUCCAUGCCAUUGUCCUUUUGGAGAAGCAUUUGAGGGAGAAACACUGUGUGUUUGAGGGAAAGGCCCAGAACUGCGGUGCUAAUGGCUCAACCGUAAGCGCCGGAGAAGGUCAAACUAAGGAAGAUGCUGAGCUGCAGGGCCUUCUGACUAACAACCACGGUGCAGGGGCAGCAGGAGGAUCUGUGGUGGAGUCCCAGAACAGCCAUGAUGGAAGUGAAGAAGAGGUGGACACUGCCGAGCCAAUGUAUGGGUGCGACAUCUGUGGGGCGUCGUAUACCAUGGAGUCACUCCUCACUAACCAUCAGCUGAGGGACCACAACAUCCGCCCUGGAGAGAGUGCCAUGAUUAAAAGAAAAGCUGAAAUGAUCAAGGGCAAUCACAAGUGUAAUGUAUGCUCUCGUACCUUCUUCUCUGAGGCCGGGCUGAGGGAGCAUAUGCAAACCCACCUUGGGCCUGUCAAGCACUACAUGUGUCCCAUCUGUGGGGAGAGAUUUCCUUCCUUGCUGACUCUGACUGAGCACAAGGUCACUCACAGCAAAAGCCUGGACACAGGCAGCUGCCGCAUUUGUAAAAUGCCUCUGCAGAGUGAGGAGGACUUUCUGGAGCACUGCCAGAUGCACCCUGACCUGAGGAACUCCCUAACAGGGUUCCGCUGUGUGGUGUGCAUGCAGACAGUAACCUCAACUUUGGAGCUGAAAAUUCACGGUACCUUCCACAUGCAGAAGACGGGUACUAUGUCCUCUAGUCAACCCAUGGGCCGUAACAAUCUUAUGUCACACAACCAGCAGCAACAUCACGCCCAAAAAUUAUUCAAGUGCGCCUCAUGCCUGAAGGACUUCCGUUCCAAACAGGACCUGGUGAAACUUGACAUAAACGGACUGCCUUAUGGACUCUGUGCAUCCUGUGUGACAGCAGCCGGCUCCAAGAGCUCCAGCCCAACCGUGAAUGGCGGAAGGCAACCGCAGCCGCAGAGCGGAACCACAACUCCGGCUACAACUACAGCUACAUGGGUGCACGGGGAGAGUCUCAGCCCUGGGGAGGGGAAAGGCAAAGUUGUGUCUUCAUCAUCUUCAUCCUCUUCCACAUCCUCAUUAUCUGCUGCCAAGACGCGAUGCUCCAGCUGCAACGUGAAGUUUGAGUCUGAAGCGGAGUUGCAAAACCAUGUCCAGACGGUGCAUCGAGAACAGGGAGGAGAUAGUAACAGCGGGCAGCACAAGACCCCCCAGGUGUCGCCAAUGCCAAGAGCGAGUCCCUCACAAACUGAAGAGAAAAAAACAUACCAGUGCAUCAAAUGUCAGAUGGUGUUCUACAGUGAGUGGGACAUCCAAGUUCACGUGGCCAAUCAUAUGCUGGGCUCAGAAGUAUCGGGAUCACAUCACCAAAUAGAGGAAGGAUUGAACCACGAAUGUAAGCUCUGCAGCCAAUCGUUCGACUCGCCGGCGAAGCUUCAGUGCCACCUGAUCGAGCACAGCUUCGAGGGGAUGGGCGGAACCUUCAAGUGUCCCGUCUGCUUUACAGUGUUUGUCCAGGCCAAUAAGCUUCAGCAGCACAUCUUCUCCGCUCACGGCCAGGAGGAUAAGAUCUACGACUGCUCGCAGUGCCCGCAGAAGUUCUUCUUCCAGACAGAGUUACAGAACCACACGUUAACUCAGCACAGCAGCUAACGUGGCAAAGAUCAGCGGCGUGGCCAAGAACAAGGGUCACAUGAUGCAGAAAAUAAUGUUCAACCGCCAAUUACCGUUGGCGCAGCUUCCCUCUGGCCACCUCGCGUUGAACUUUUGAUUCAGUAACGCCACAAGGAACCAUCGCCACAGCAAGAAAACACAAAAGUAAGGAAGACAGAAGACACUGAGGAACGGACAUAAAAGAACCCUCUCGGUUUCUGACUAUUAUUUGGAAAUAAAAAAAAAACAACUUCUUUGUACAUAGAAUCCUUCAUGUGUUGCUUAACUACAGCUAUAUUACAAUCUUAUACAGUAUUUGCCAAUGUACAGUUAAAAA
Molecule: messenger RNA, 4944 nt
Organism: Thalassophryne amazonica
Lineage: Eukaryota; Metazoa; Chordata; Actinopteri; Batrachoidiformes; Batrachoididae
Gene: znf521
Product: zinc finger protein 521
Exons: 9
Coding region: 402-4607 (1401 amino acids)
Biological process (GO): regulation of transcription by RNA polymerase II
Cellular component (GO): nucleus
Molecular function (GO): RNA polymerase II transcription regulatory region sequence-specific DNA binding; DNA-binding transcription factor activity, RNA polymerase II-specific
Source: RefSeq, a predicted model, not a curated record